This is a messenger RNA of Cutaneotrichosporon oleaginosum, 1569 nucleotides long. RefSeq lists its product as uncharacterized. The record is from RefSeq and is a predicted model, not a curated record. Gene Ontology annotation, cellular component: fungal-type vacuole; cytoplasm. Gene Ontology annotation, biological process: sucrose catabolic process. Gene Ontology annotation, molecular function: sucrose alpha-glucosidase activity. NCBI's taxonomy places the organism in Eukaryota, Fungi, Basidiomycota, Tremellomycetes, Trichosporonales, Trichosporonaceae.
AUGGCGACGCCUGCUCCCAACAGCCAGUCGCACUCCGGCGGCGCCCAGCCCUCGGCUGACGGCACCCACACCCAGCCUGCUGCCAGCGGCACUGACUCUGGCGCCAAGCCAUUCCCGACCCCCACCUCCCUCGACACUCCGAUCCAGGGAGACUACACUGGCUUCCACCGCCCUCAGGUCCACUACACGCCCCCCAUCGGUUACAUGGGUGAGCCCAAUGCCUUCAUCAAGGACAGCACCGGCACCUGGCACCUGUUCUACCAGUACAACCCAACCAACGCUUCCUCCGGCGGCGAGCACUGGGGCCACGCGACCACCAAGGACGGCUACAAGUGGGAGAACCAGCCGGUUGCGCUCUUCCCCACUGAGGGCGAGACUUCUGUCGGCACCGGCUGCGUCGUGAGCGACCCCUCCAACUCUUCCGGCCUCUUCGGCAACGGCACUGGCGAGAACCUCGUCGCGGUCUACGGCACCUCCAGCGGUGUUCAGCUCGCUACCAGCCUCGACGGCCAGCGCUUCACUCCCCAGGGCACCACCGUCGCCCCCGAGAGGCGCGACCCCCGCGUCGUCCGCUACCAGGACUGGUGGGUCAUGUCGGUUGUCUACAACGGCAAGGUUGAGAUCCACACCUCUACCGACCUGAAGACCUGGACCCUCUCGCAGGAGAUCCCUACUGGCGAGGUCACUUCGCCCCUCCUCACCAAGGUCGACGACAAGUGGGCCCUCAUCGCCUCCAACAUGACCGGCCCCAACGUUUACUGGGCUGGUGACUUCAACGGCACUGUCUUCGCUCCUGAGAGCCUUACUCCCAAGCCCAUGGAGUGGGGACCGGACGGCUACGGCGGCGCUGCUUUCGUCGACGGCAACACUACGGUUUACAUGACUCUCGCUGCCAACUGGGCCUACGCCGACAAGGUUCCUACCGGUGACCUCGAGUGGUGGCGCGGCACUAUGACUGUCCCCCGUGUUCUUUCCAUGUCCAACUCUUCGGCCGGCCACGUUCUCGCUCAGGAGCCUCUUAACCCCGCCCCCGUCAUCGGCUCGCAGGUCGCCACCGUUGUUAGCGACAAGGGCAAGAUCGACUACACUUUCGACGGUACCGCUGCUACUUCCCGCGCCAUGAUGGUCCUCCUCAACAUCACCAACAUUGAGGGCGCCACCCCCGACCACUCUGUUAACUGGACCUUCUACAGCGCCGACAAGAAGGAGUGGCUCGAGAGCGGCUACAAGUUCGACGGCACUGCCUGGAUCCGCCGCGGCAAGGUCGGCCCCUUCAAGACCGAGGGCUACACCGAGGACAUCACCGGCAUGUACAAGCCCGAGGGCAACCACAUGACUGUCGCCGCUCUUGUCGACCGCACCAUCCUCGAGACCUACGUUGACAGCGGCAAGGCUGUUGCCACCAACCUCUUCUACUCGAACGCUUCGCUGUCGCAGGUUGGUCUCUGGGCCGACGUUCCCGAGGGCACCAACGUUGAGGCGCACGUCUUCGCCCUCAACAGCGCCUGGGAGAACACCGCGGACCACACCUCGUCGUCGAUGUCUCCCGCCGCUUCGCCUACUGCCUAA